Messenger RNA from Humulus lupulus (European hop), 2199 nucleotides. Its product is annotated as UDP-glucuronate 4-epimerase 3. NCBI's taxonomy places the organism in Eukaryota, Viridiplantae, Streptophyta, Magnoliopsida, Rosales, Cannabaceae. The coding region runs from base 476 to 1795 and encodes 439 amino acids. The record is from RefSeq and is a predicted model, not a curated record. The transcript has a single exon.
GAUUUAUAGCAAUGCCUAAUCAAAAUCAAGAUGCUAAUCUUUUCCUUUUGCUUUAUGUAAUACGUAGUAUAUAGAGCUAUAAACACUUGUACUAUCACCACCGUUACCAUUACCAUUACCAUCCUACAACCCAAUCCUCCAAGAAACCAGAAGAUUCCCAUUACACACAACAUGAAAAAGAGCUAAAAAAGGAAUACCAACCAAAAAACCAAAGCUUUCUCACUUUCCUUAUCUUUGACACCAUAUCAUCACCCUUUCAUCAAUAUCAAUACCACCACCACCACAAAAAAUCAUAAAUCCCAACUCACACCCCCAUUUCCUCAAACCCUAACCCUAGCCCUGAUCAAUCAAACUGGGAUUUGGGACUCACAUUGCAAUUUUUUCUGAUUUUUAUUCAAAAAAAAAAAAAAAACUGAAGAUUAGAAAUUAGGGACCUGGGUUCUCCUCAAAGCCCCAAACUUUCCCACAUUUUCUUAUGAAAAUGUCACAGAUGAAGCAAAUGUCUCAUCUUGACAACAUUCCUUCAACUCCGGGGAAGUUCAAGAUGGAGAAAUCUCCCUACAUUCACAGACUUCGGUGGCAUUCCUCCCUCGCUAAGCUCACAUUUUGGUCCUUGGUUUUCUUGGGUCUGAUCUUUCUCUUCUUUUUCCGAUCGCCGUCUAAUCCUUUACCGUCUGAUCCCUCUCGCCGCUCGCUUAGGACGUACAGUUGGGGCGGACCCGCCUGGGAAAAACGGGUCCGGUCAUCGGCUCGGGUUCGGUCCCGGAAUGGGAUUUCGGUAUUGGUCACGGGAGCAGCUGGGUUCGUCGGGACUCACGUGUCCUCGGCCCUGAAACGCCGUGGUGACGGCGUGCUUGGACUUGAUAGCUUUAACGAUUACUAUGAUCCCUCGUUGAAACGAGCUCGGCAAGCGCUUUUGGAGCGAACCGGGGUGUUUAUCGUGGAAGGAGAUAUUAAUGACUCGGCUCUGUUGAAGAAACUUUUCGAGGUUGUGGCGUUCACCCAUGUGAUGCAUUUGGCAGCUCAAGCUGGUGUGAGGUACGCCAUGGAAAAUCCUGGUUCUUAUGUUCAUAGUAAUAUUGCUGGUCUAGUUAAUCUUCUUGAAGUAUGUAAAUCAGUAAACCCACAACCUGCAAUUGUUUGGGCUUCGUCUAGUUCUGUUUAUGGACUUAAUUCGAAGGUACCCUUUUCUGAAAGAGACAGAACUGACCAGCCUGCUAGUCUAUAUGCCGCCACUAAGAAGGCUGGUGAGGAAAUUGCACACACUUAUAAUCAUAUAUAUGGUCUUUCCCUUACUGGGUUAAGGUUCUUUACGGUUUAUGGUCCUUGGGGAAGACCAGAUAUGGCCUACUUCUUUUUCACAAGGGAUAUAUUAAAGGGGAAGUCGAUUUCAAUAUUUGAAGCGGCUAACCAUGGCACGGUUGCAAGAGAUUUCACCUACAUUGAUGAUAUUGUGAAGGGUUGCUUGGCUGCAUUGGAUACCGCUGAGAAGAGCACUGGAAGUGGGGGGAAGAAGAAGGGACCAGCUCAGUUGCGGGUUUUUAAUUUAGGGAAUACUUCUCCGGUACCGGUCUCGGAUCUCGUCAGCAUAUUGGAGAGGCUCUUGAAGGUGAAGGCAAAGAGAAAUAUAAUGAAGUUGCCACGGAAUGGGGAUGUUCAGUUUACUCAUGCCAACAUUAGCUUGGCUCAGAGGGAACUUGGUUAUAAGCCUACUACUGAUCUGCAGACUGGUUUGAAGAAAUUUGUUAGGUGGUAUCUUAGUUACUAUUCUGGUGGGAAGAAGGCCGCUGGCUAACAUAAUUCUUUUGGUUGUGUGGUUAUGGUAGGAUCCUCCGAAUCUCGUUCAUUACAAUUCUUAUAUGAUUUGUUUUAAACAUUUCUCUGUUCGUUGCCAUAUGAUUACCCGAUUAUCAUCUUUCCAUAUAUCGUAAUGAUGAUUCCAUAUAAGGACCCUUUGUGUCCUAAACUGAAGCAAGUUUUGUGGUUGGUGGACAUUGUUUGCGGGGCACUCCCUAGCUGUAUUAAAAAAAAUUUGAGGACAGUCUUUUUUUUAUUCCUUUGGAAUGUAAUUGUUGUAGCUUUGGUUCUUUUUUUUCUUCUCCUUUUUUUGUAGAAUUCACGACUGAUAAGCAUAUGCUAGAUUGGUGGACAUGUACCAUUGCCAUGCAAUUUAAUAAAAUAGCACACAGUAGUUUGUUA